UCUAUUUUUAUUAUCGUGAUAGAGUAAAAAUAGAAUAAAAGUAAUGCAUCUACAUAUAUUUUUUGGGUAAAAUGUUGUAUAAUUAAAAACAAAUAUCACGUAAUAAUGGAAACUUUAUGUAAAAUUCUAUUAAAAUUAAAAGAAAUAAAAUUUUACGCUAUAUUGUCAAUUUAAUUCUGCCUGUGGUAAAUUUGGGUAAAGUAGUACAGAGUCACGUGAUGCAUCAUGGCGGGCUACCAGGGAACUCAUAGAUAAUGCUCUCGUAUUUGACGUUUAUGUCAUUUUUUCCGUUAAUCUUGGAUAUUAUUUAUAUUGAACUUUAUUUUCGCCAAAAUGAAGUUACGCCUUUAAAUAUUGAAUUUAUAUCUUCAUUAUGAAUAAAAAUAUGAAUGCUGAAAACUUAUCAUAUUUAAGCUAUGAGAUAAAUGGUACUCGAUUUAUUGUACAAACUCUAUCUAAUUCAAUGGAUAUAACAAAGGUUGAAGGUACUAACGAUGAACAAGGUACACCGAAUAUAAAUGAUGAAAUGUCAUUUGGCAAAGAGGAAGAACCAAUAUCUUUGAUUUCUGUAGAUGGCCAAAUUUAUGCAUUUCAAAAUGGAGACUUUCAAGAGCUUAAUCUCAAUCAUGUUGAUGGUCAGAUUGAAUUAUCAGAUAAAGCAGUCUUGUUAUCAAGAGAUAUAGAAAAUGAAGAAACACAGUUCAUUACCAAUGGAGCUAUAAUAAUAGAGAAUAUCGAUGAUGACAAUCAGGAACGUUAUGAAAUAGUUACCGAACAAAAUGAUAACAAUUUUGUUAUGCAGAAAAAUGAUGUAAAUGCAAAUGAUUUUGUAGAAGUAGUAACAGCAUUUAAGUGUAAGAUAUGUACUUACACAACACAAGAUAGAGGAGAAUUGAUAGAACAUUUUCAAAAAACGCACAUUAAUCCAACAAUAGAUAUAGAGGAAAAAGAAGAGUCUGUAAAUGUUGAUGAAGUAAAACUAGUUUACAUGUGUGGAGAGUGCUCUAAUUGUUUUCCUUCUUUAGAAGAUUGCAAAGAACACAUGAUAAAUGAUCAUCAACUAACUAAUACAGCUCCUGAAAAAGCAGUUAGGGAAUACAUGACGAAUGAACUGAGAGAUCCUAAACUACAUAUGGAACAGAUAAAAAAUAAUUGUAAAAAUAAUCAAUUAAAACAAGAAGUAAAAGAUACUAAAUCUUUAAAUUCCGAGUGCAUACUUAACAAAAAAGCAAUUGAAUUGGCUGAAACAAAUGUAAGAUGUACAUAUCGUGGAUGUCCAUAUAAGUUUGCUACAGAGGAGAUAAUGCAACAACAUGUUGCUUUUCAUACAGAAUCUCAAAGUGUGUCAGCAUUUAAAUGUAGUAUUUGUAGAGAUCUAAAAUUUACAAAAUGGAGACAGUGUAGUUUGCAUCUCUGGAAGAAACAUGAGAUUGACGUAGGUCUUUUUACAUGUAAAAUAUGUAAAGCAUACAAAAGUGCUACAAUGGUGAAAUUGUUAACUCAUAUGAAGGUUCAUAGUGAAACUCGAGAUUAUGAAUGUUCAGAGUGUGGUAAAUGCUUUAAACAAGCAAGUCAACUACGUAAUCACCGAGUAAUGCAUUUAGAUCGAAAGACUUUAGAAGUAAAACGUUGGUAUACAUCAAAAAAAUGUGAUAUGUGUGGAAAAACUUAUGCAAAUUCCAAAUGUCUCAAAAGUCAUAUACAAGCAGUUCAUUCAAAGCUGCGCCCUUAUGUGUGCAAUGUUUGUGGUCAUUCUAGUGCUAGGAAAGCUAUGCUGCAGAUGCAUUUGCGACAACACACAGGUGAUAAACCUUUUAGUUGUGAACUCUGUGAAUAUAGAACUGGUGAUCACAAUACAUUAAGACGUCACAUUAUGCAACACACAGGCUUUAGACCAUACAAGUGUCCUCACUGUUCAUAUACAGCGAUUCAAAGUAGCAGUUAUAAAAAUCAUUUGAAAUCAAGACAUCCUCUACUAUCCGGUUUAUUCACAUGUGAUUCUUGUUCUUUUAAAACAGUUAAAAAAGAAAGUUAUAUACAACACGUUCAUGAUCAUGAAAAGGGUUUGAUUAAAGCAAAUAUUCAAAAGAAAGACGAUGAAAAUGUUGAAGUAUUUCCUGGUAAUAUUGCAGCAGCCCAACUGAUUUACAGUUGUUUAGGUGCCUUUUCGAAAGUUGGAGAUACAUUAGAAGCUAAUUUAAUGUCUUCUUCGACAUCUGCUGAUGGUACAUCACAAACGAUCACAAUACAGAUACCAUCGAAACAUCUUGAAAAUUCAUUGUCAUCAAGAGAAAAUAUUAAAAGUAGCUCUGCGAUAGAGCAAGAAGAUGAAGAAACGAUGCACUGUUUUCUAAAACUACCAAGAGAAGAAGAGGAAAAUAUUGAUACUGGUGGUAUAACGAUACCAGCAGAGCCUGAAAUCUCUACUUCUGCAACAAUUGAUAUUGAUUAAUAAAAGAGUGUGUGUAUUCAGAAGAGAGUCUCCGUACGCAGCAACCUCUCCUCGUGAUGAGACCCGGACAAUCGAUAUUAUUUGCGUUAUAAUAAAAUCUCAUAUAUAAUUGUAAACAACAGAAUCAUUUGUUUUAAAUCGUUAAUCGAUAAGGCAGAGCACGAUACGAAGAAGAUAUCCAACAUUUCUCCCACACAAUCUCUUUCAACGUCCUCAUUUUCGCUUGCAUCUUCGGCAGUUUGGAUGGUAUAAACAUCUGGAUUUCUGCAAAUUAUAUUAUACAUAAGUGGAUGUCAAGGUUAAGUCAUGUGUCACAUCACAAAUCAAUAUAUAAGUAGACGUGGAGCUAUUACUAGUACAAAAGAGGUAUAUUGAAGCAUUUAAAUUAAGGCAAAAAAGAAAAGAAAAGAAAAAGGAUAGAUAAUCUUGUAAAAAGAAGAUUACAUUUACCUGAUAAACACUCUACUGCAAAGACAAUAAAUGUAACAAUCGGGGUCAGGGGACUCCGCCUGUUCUGCUAUAUAAACUUCAGCUAAAGGUUCCCAAAAAUGUUCGCACAUACCGAAAAUGUAUAGUGAUCUUUCAUACAAUAAUAAUUUAUCACAACACCCA
Molecule: messenger RNA, 3064 nt
Organism: Vespa velutina
Lineage: Eukaryota; Metazoa; Arthropoda; Insecta; Hymenoptera; Vespidae
Product: zinc finger protein 99-like
Exons: 12
Coding region: 374-2452 (692 amino acids)
Biological process (GO): regulation of DNA-templated transcription
Molecular function (GO): DNA-binding transcription factor activity, RNA polymerase II-specific; RNA polymerase II cis-regulatory region sequence-specific DNA binding
Source: RefSeq, a predicted model, not a curated record